GCAACACCAUGAAUUUAUCUUCUCUACCUUGGUUUAAAAUUUGCUAUAAAAUUAAUGAUCCUGCAAUAUUAUGUUUGGUUCUAAGGAAUCAAAGCAAAUAAUUUAUCUUCUGCUCCGUUUAUGAUGAAACUAUCACUGAACGCCGCUUAUCGUUCCUCGGCGAAUCUAUCAGACUUCUCAAUACAUGAAUUGCCUAAACUGCGACCUACUACCCAUUUGAUAAAAUCACUCAAAAACCACACCCAAAGUCGCACUCGGAUGAUAAUCCCACAUGAACCCUUUAACCACUCCACCUUUACGAAACUUCUCGACACUUCUCUGCCAUCGCGUGGUUUUGGUCAUUCUGCCCUUCUCUUUACGCAGUUCGGUCAUCUCAUUGAUGUGGAGCACUGUAACUGCAUCAUCAGAAGAUAUACAGAUUCUGGGAAGCAUUUGUAUUCAGUUUUCGUGUAUACCCAGAUGCACAGACUCGAUAUUCAACCCAAUAACUCAACUUUUCCGAGCGUUCUCAAGUCUGCAGCUCAAAUUUGUUACGGGAGGUUUGGGGAAUCGGUACAUUGUAGUGUUACCAAAAUGGGUUUUGGUUCGGAUAUGUAUGCCAACACUUCUCUUGUGCACAUGUACUGUGUUUGCGGACAACCCAGCGUAGCUCGCAUGUUGUUCGAUGAAAUGCCUCAAAGAAAUGUUGUUUCUUGGAAUUCUUUAAUCUCGGGUUAUUUGCAUUGUGGGAAGUUCAGGGAGGCAAUUCAUGUCUUUCGAGAAAUGCAGGGUAGUGAAAUUGAGCCAGGUGAGAUGACUGUGGCUAGUGUUUUGUCAGCUUCUGCUCAUCUGGGGGCUUUGGAUCAAGGGAAGUCAGUUCAUGAUUACAUAAUCAACAAGGGUUUGAUGUUGAAUGUUUAUGUUGGCACUGCACUUAUUGACAUGUAUGCUAAAUGUGGUGACAUUGAUGAGGGUGAGAGGGUUUUUGAGGCAAUGCGGGCGAAAAAUGUGCAGACGUGGAAUGUUUUGAUCUCGGGAUAUGCCAUGAAUGGACGAGGUGAGGCUGCUCUGCUCACUUUCGACAGGAUGAUCAUGGAAAAUUUCAAGCCUGAUGUGGUCACUUUCUUGGGGGUUUUGUGUGCUUGUUGUCACCAAGGGUUUGUUGAAGAAGGAAGGAAGCUUUUCGCAAGAAUGAGAAACGAAUUUGGUUUGCAGCCAAAGAUUGAGCAUUAUGGGUGCAUGGUUGAUCUACUUGGCCGUGGUGGAUUCUUGGAUGAAGCUAUGGAGAUGAUUCGUUCUAUGAAUCUGAAGCCGGACCCUGUUAUAUGGAGGGCACUACUUGUAGCUUGCAGAUUUCAUGGACGUGCAGAGUUAGGUGAAUUCGCUUUCCAGAAACUCGUUGAGCUGGAACCCCGGAAUGCAGAUAAUUAUGUGUUGCUGUCAAAUGUUUAUGUUCAUGAUAAGAAGUGGGCGGAAGUUGGGGAAUUAAGGAAACUGAUGGAUAGGAGAGGAAUCAGAAAGGUCCCCGGUUGCAGCUCAAUUGAAAUCGAGAAUGUGAUGCAUGUGUUUAAGGCAUCAGAUUCAAUUGGACCGGGAUUUGUGGAUGUUCAUAAUAUGUUGGGUGAAAUGAAAGAAAAGUUGAAAUUUGCCGGGUAUGCAGCAGAAACAGGGAUGGUUUUGUACGAUGUUGAGGAAGAGGAAAAGGAGCAUAAUCUGAUAUAUCAUAGCGAGAAGCUUGCACUAGCAUUCGGGCUUCUGAAUUCAUCGAGUACGACUUUAAGGAUAAUGAAAAAUUUAAGGAUUUGCCAAGACUGCCAUCAUUUCUUUAAGCUUGUUUCUGCAGUUUAUAGAAGGAACAUUAUUGUGAGAGACAGAUAUCGCUUUCACCAUUUCACUGGGGGUAUCUGUUCUUGUAAAGAUUAUUGGUAGUACGUUUAUGCUGGCUCCUUUGAGGCCGAUUCGGGAGAGGAUUAGCAGAAUUGCAGCUAUAACUAUUAUUUUCUAGGAUCAAUCAUUCAAUUUAUUCUCACUGUUAUGGAGUAGAUGCAGAUUGGAAGUACAUGGAAUUCCUGCAUUGAUGAGUAACUAACUGGACAUGAAGUUGUUGGAAAGUGAUAGGUUAUGGCUUGAUGAACCUCUCAAGUGUCAACAACACUGGGAGGAGAUCAUUAAAGUGAACAUAAACUCGGAUAACCCCGGCCAAGAUGGUUAAAGAUACAAACUUGUAAACCACAAGGUCACGAGUUCGAAUCACAUUUCUCUUGGUUUGAGCCGGUCAGUUAUGGGCCACCUAGGCUGGUUUACUUUCUUGUGGUCCUUUGUCGGCUAAUGUUUCGCGUUUCCCUCGUCACCUAAAAAAAAGUGAGCAUAAACUCUAAAUCUGCUUUGUUCCAAAACCAUAACAAACACCACACCUAUUUCAUAUCAUUCUUCACACAACUCUCUCAGCCUUACAAAUACACUAUUACUUGAUAUUUUUCUUCUCAAGGAUCAAAUGUUCAUUGUGUUUCAUUUCAUUUAUAGCUUACUCAAAAUCUUCCCUCA
Ipomoea nil (Japanese morning glory) is the source of this 2523-nucleotide messenger RNA. Its product is annotated as pentatricopeptide repeat-containing protein At4g21065-like. The transcript has a single exon. Gene Ontology annotation, molecular function: zinc ion binding; RNA binding; protein binding. The record is from RefSeq and is a predicted model, not a curated record. Gene Ontology annotation, biological process: RNA modification. The coding region runs from base 121 to 1908 and encodes 595 amino acids. Lineage: Eukaryota; Viridiplantae; Streptophyta; Magnoliopsida; Solanales; Convolvulaceae.